Messenger RNA from Hypoxylon trugodes, 886 nucleotides. RefSeq lists its product as uncharacterized. The coding region runs from base 158 to 769 and encodes 203 amino acids. The record is from RefSeq and is a predicted model, not a curated record. NCBI's taxonomy places the organism in Eukaryota, Fungi, Ascomycota, Sordariomycetes, Xylariales, Hypoxylaceae. The transcript has a single exon.
CAUCGAAGGAGCCCCUUUUGAACCCGGCGAUUCACCACGUUACAGCUCGUGUUGAUAACAUCGCAGUGACAGAGUACUCGGAUUAUGAAAUGAACAUCAGCCAGCGAAUCUACGAAUCUAGUCCAAUAAAAUACAACGAGCAUAGUUUCGAUCCGCGAUGCCUGCCGACUUCGAGAAACAGAGCUAUUGGCAUGAACGGUUCGUAUCCGAAACAUCGUUUGAAUGGCUGGCGUCAUCAGAAGAAUUCAUGUCUAUUAUAAAACCCUACCUUCCCGCGCUCACCCAUCAUCAUGAUAACCCGCCGAAGAUAUUACAAUUGGGUUCGGGAACAAGCGACUUGCAAAAUUACUUUCGUUCGACGGGUUAUCUGGACGUGACCAAUAUCGACUAUGAACCCUUAGCUAUCGAACGUGGGCGUCAACUAGAGGAGGCUGUAUUCGGGGAUGUGAAAAUGAAAUAUGUCGUUGCCGAUACUACACAACUUGGACGCGGCUUAUCUCAUAACCAGAGUUUCGACAUGGUUGUGGACAAGAGCACCGUCGAUGCUGUUUCCUGUGGUGGACAGGAGGCUCUUUUGAGAAUGGCCUCGGGAGUAAGGAGAAAUCUAGCCGAGGGAGGAGCUUGGAUCUCACUUAGCUAUUCGUCGAGUCGAUUCGAUGUUGACCAGCUUCCGUUUGAUGUCGAGGUCAUAGCUAAGAUUCCGACACCGAAACUGAAAGAGACCGACCCGGAUGUUUAUCAUCAUUGUUAUCUUCUUCGACCUAAAUAAGUCGACUAAUACAUUUCGAGGAAGACCGAUGAAUAGGAGGUACGAUGCCUGUUUGUCCCAAACGUCUUAAUUGGUAUUGCCUAGAAAUAUGACACGUACUAUGUGUCGGAAGACGAA